This is a messenger RNA of Prorocentrum cordatum, 2412 nucleotides long. Lineage: Eukaryota; Dinophyceae; Prorocentrales; Prorocentraceae. The record is from the annotation of a GenBank genome assembly.
AUGGGCAAGCGUGCCAUGAAGCCGGCGCCCAAGCGCAGGACUGCCGCUACUCCUGCCAUUCCAGCCCACUCGCUGACCAUCGGCAAGCGUGCCAUGAAGCCGGCCAAGGCGGUGGCCAUCCAGGCUACGUUGCACAAGUUCGCAGGUUUCAAGACGCCCAGCCCGAAGAAGCGCCGCAGCAUCACCAGCCCGCCUGCAGUGACGGCAGGCGACGUCGCCGGCAGCAACCUGAGCGACUGCCCGUCUGCAGGUGCGGCAGGCGACAUCGCCGGCGGCAACCUGAGCGACUGGUCUGAUGGUGCUGAUGACGGUAGUGCUGCGACCGAGCCGAUCGACCUCAGUGCUGCGAGGCGGACGGCGGCGGCGGCGUCCGCGUUCGUCGGCCAGGCCGAGGAGCCCACGCCUUCGUCGCCACCAUCCGACGUGGCGCCGGACUCGCCUGGGUCCGCCAUGAUCCGGGCGUCGACGCUGCAGCUGGCGUCGGGCCCGCGCGCGGGCCCCGCCGCGCACCCGCAGCCUGUUGGCGGCGAUGGCGAGGGCCCAGCUGCUGCCGCAGAUGCCGAUGUCGCGCCCGCGGGGCCUGCUGGCGGCGAUGGUGAUGACCCAGCUGCUGUCGCAGACGACGACAUGCUCAGCCCUACCCCACGCAGGCUGGCCACCGCUGUUGCUGACGAGCACCUGAUGGAGACGCUUUGCCUGUCUGCGCCGCCCGCGCGGCCCGCAGCGCCGAGCUCGCCCACGGAGUCUGCGUUGUUUGGCUCGCCCUUCUCCGAUGCGAAGCCUGCAGGUGCCAGCAUCGCUCGGUCCAAUCACCCGCAGUCGCCGCUGCAUCGUGCCCCCCGCCUCGCCAGCCCAAGCAGCUCGAGCGGCGGGAACGCCCCGCCGCCUCCAGUGCCAGAUCCUGCGUGCACCCCUUGGGUCGAGCCCCGCUCGCGCGGCAGUCGUUGGCAAGGCAAGCGGGCCGUCAGGUUCAUGUCGGAGGCAAUGGCAUGGCCCGACCAUGUCUUGGAUCGUCUUGCGGAGGAGUACUCAGUGAAGAACCCUGCCGAGGAGGCUGGCUUGCUCUCUGACGUUUACGACAAGUUCGGCAACGACACGAUCAGUUGCGCGUUCUCGGGCAUCGACGCGCCGGGCGUAGCGAUCGGAGAGUUGUCCAACGCACUGCAGUCUCGCCUGCAGCAGUUCUUCCCCAGGCUGGUGAUCGACCGCGUCCACCCGCUCGUGAUGCAUCACGUCGAGUGGUUCCACGAGUCGCAGCAGGAGCUCUUGAUCAUGCCAGGCUCGAACGCCUGCAUAUACGACGACAUCGAGUGCUUCUUCAAGCCCCAGAUGCGCCCGCUGAUCGACUACCUUCAUGAACACCCAGAUCGCAUCAUGGGUUUGCUUGCCCCGCUCGUGACUACCAACCUGUCGGUGACCCCGACUGCCAGGUGUCUCCGCCAUGGGAAGAGCUGUCGCAUGCAGGCCACGAAGGUUCACUUCGCUGGCACGCCGUGCCCAGACUGGUCGGAUGCAGGCAGUCACUGCGGCACGGCGAGCGUUAGCAUGAUUCAUUUCUUGGCGUGGGUGGGUCUUUGCCGUCUCCUUCAACACCCUGUGAUCGUGCAGGAGAACGUGGAGAAGUUCCCAGUGAGUUUGUUGCAGGAGCUCCUAGGGGACCUGUACCGCAUCGAGACGACGGUCGAGGACUCCGAGCACUACGGCUUCCCAGUUACGCGGGUGCGGAGGUGGACGAUCUUGCUGAACAAGAAGAAGAUCCUCAGCACCGACGUGCCGUUCAGCGACUUCAUGUGUCGCUUCCAUCGGGCUUGCCAGUUCGCUUGGGAGGCCUUCUUCAGGGCCGACAUUGAGGAGAUCAAGGCCGAGCUCAUCGCUGCUGCGAGCAGGAAGAGCUCUCGGUGCAGGCGUUUGGGAUUGACUCCGGAGCUGCUGGACCCGAACGCGUCGGAAUCGUUCGAGCUGGCUUUGACCGAUUGGGAAUACGAUAACAUGAACAGCUAUCGCACCAGCCGGCCAUACUGCAUGUACUCUCUGUACCAGAGCCAUUCUGCUGGGUUUGGUGCCAGGAGCACCGAGAAGACCAUGCACACGCUGAUCAAGAACACUGGCAUGUACUGGGGGGACCGCAGGAAGUCUGGGCAUGUCUCGCGGUGGCUGACCGCGACGGAGUGCCUUGCCACGCAGGCCUUCCCCGUGUGGCCCGACGGCGGCUCCCCGGCGCCGCCGACCAGCAGUUUCCACCUGCCUCGCGCCAGGUCUGUCAUCGUCGCCGGGCAGGCUGGCAACUCGAUGUGCGUGCCAAUCCCAGGCAUCGUGUACCUGUACACGACAACGCAGGCCCGCAGGAUGGACCAGACUCUCAUCGGCCUUGCGCGGGACCUGAGCUUUUCGUGGAGCCUGAGGGCCGUUUAA